CUGGUGUUUGUAGUGACUUGCCCUGUGGCUAAUGGCCAGUGUGAGGGACCUGCCCCCAACCCAAUAGCCGCAGGUCUGUCGGGAGAGCCCUUAAUCCCUGGCAGGCCUUGGGUGUCGGCUCCGAUGUCGGCCCAUCAGUCCACCGCCCCCGCUCCCUGCCUCCUGAAGUGGUCACCCUGCCAAGGCCAGGGCUGCCUGCCCACCUGGUAGGCCCGGGUGCAGCCUCAGCUGGUCCAGCAUGCUGGGCACCGCGCUCCUGCUGCUGGCCCUGCUCCCGGGGACGACCACCUUGCCCAGCGAGCCACCUGCGCCCCCGUUCCCCGCGGCGCCUGGGCCCUGGGGGCGUCGACCCCUUUUCAGUCUGGAGCUGUCGGACGCGGAGGACGUCUUCCCGCGCCGCGCGGGACCGCUCGAGGUCCCGGCCGACAGCCGCGUGUUUGUGCAGGCGGCCCUGGCCCGCCCCUCCGCGCGCUGGGGCUUGGCCCUGCACCGCUGCUCGGUGACACCGUCCUCACGCCCGACCCCGGGCCCCUCCCUGGCGCUGCUGCGCGGUGGCUGCCCCGCAGACUCCUCGGUCGCCUUCCCGCCACCGCGGCCGCUCCCGGGUGCCGCCCGCCCCGCGCGCUUCAGCUUCCGCCUGCGCCCGGUCUUCAACGCCUCUGUGCAGUUCCUGCACUGCCAGCUGAGCCGCUGUCGCCGUCUCCGGGGAACCCGCCGGACGCCUGUGCCUCUAACGCUGCCUCCACCGUCGCCGUGUCUGCCUCAGGAUGAGGCGUGCGCGGGCGCCGGCGGUGGCAGCGAUGAGAGCCCGGGUGCCGACAGCCCCCACCUGCACACGCUGACGCAGCCCAUAGUGGUCACGGUGCCGCGGCUGCCCCCCAGGCCACCCAAGGGCGUCCCCGGCAGAGCCAUGCGCCCCGAGCCUCCCGCGCCGGGCCCGGGGAUCCUGGAACCCGCGCCGGUGGUGGCGCUUUUGUUGGCCGCCUUCGUUCUGGGCGCCGCUCUGGCCGCCGGGCUCGGCCUCGUCUGCGCGCACUCAGCGCCCCCACCCCCUGGCCCGCCCCCGAGAGCCUCGCCCAGCAGCCCCCCGCCCAGGAGGCCCCAGUGAUGCAGAGAUGGCGCGCUCCCAACAAGGUCCGGAGAACACAGCAGCCACGGCCUCGAACCAGGCCCGCCAGGACCUGGGACUCCAUGGGGCUAAGAUCCCUGCGCCCCGCCCCACCCCUUGCUCCUCCUCCCACCCUCCCAC
This is a messenger RNA of Hippopotamus amphibius kiboko, 1249 nucleotides long. It is a transcript of the gene TGFBR3L, whose product is annotated as transforming growth factor beta receptor 3 like. Bases 239 to 1108 code for a protein of 289 amino acids. NCBI's taxonomy places the organism in Eukaryota, Metazoa, Chordata, Mammalia, Artiodactyla, Hippopotamidae. The transcript is spliced from 7 exons. The record is from RefSeq and is a predicted model, not a curated record.